AUGCAAAAAUCAACUAGAAACAAAUCCAUCCAAACCCAUCCUGUCAUUAUCUUACCUAUAUCUGAUUACCUCACAAAAUCCCACUAUAUGCAGCAAUUGGAAGAUCAACUGAGUUCAAUUUUACCCGAAGAUGAUACUUAUGAGAUAAAGGUUAAUUAUAUCAAUAUGCACCCACGUUAUGAUUCGGUAAAAAGGAAAUCGGCUGAUGUAAAUAAUCCCAGUGCAAUUGAGGGUUACGAAGGAUAUGAAGAUCUACCUGUAUGUUCCGGAAAGCUGUUAACAUUGCUAAGUCCGAUAUAUGUGCUGAAAGGAUCGCGGGACACCAUUGAUCAUGAUGGAUGUGAAGUUGGCGAUGAGUUCGAAUUCAUUAGUGAAGUGCCAAACAAUCCAACAAUACUUCGGUUGAAGCAUUUGAGAACGGCAAGAGUCCUGAACAUCGAUCGUUCGCACGUCGAAUUAGAUAUCAACACACCCUUACGUUUAGGUAACACGAAUCGGGCUGUUAUCGAAUGUUUUCUACUCAAAUGUGACACUCGAUACAGUUUUCUAAUUUACCGAAGUGAUCAAGAUGAAAACGUGUACAUUCUGAGUGCGAAUCAACAUCAUCUAACAAAAGAUGCUCUGAUAUCACAUUACUCGAUACGUAUCAAUAAGCAAAACAACUGCUUCUAUUUGGAACAAGAAAGAAACCUACGGCAUUGUUUCUUUAAGACAUUUCAACAACUAGUGAACAGUCCCAAAGUGCAUCAGUUCAUUCGAUUAUCGAAACCGGUUGACCGUCAUCUAUCCAUGGAUGAGGAUGAACUGUGGCAAAUCGAUUUUAAUCAUUUAACUAUUGGACAUAAGAUCGGUUCGGGAGCCUUUGGUGAAGUUUUAGGUGGCAAAUGGAAAAGAAAUGGUCUAUUCGAAACAAUCGAUGUUGCCAUAAAGAGAUUGAAAUUAAACGAUGUUGUAUCAGAUGAAUUUGCCUUGGAAAUAUGUGCAAUGAAACGACUAAGAAACAAAUAUCUCGUUUCACUACUUGGAAUUGCUGUCGAUCCCGUCACAAAUGAAAAACUAAUGGUCACAGAAUUCAUGGUCGAUGGUGAUUUGAAAAAGUGGUUAGAACGUCAGGCCACAUUGCCAUCGGACGAGAUAUUGCUCAAUUUUUGUCAUCAGAUCUGCCUGGGUAUGUCAUGUUUAGAACGUAAUAAAUUUAUUCACUGCGACUUAGCCUGUCGUAACAUUCUUCUACAAGGAAAUCGAGCAAAAAUAGCUGAUUUUGGUAUGGCACGCAUCAGUGAGGAAGACGCCUAUUAUCGAGUUGCAAUGAGCCAAACAUCCGUUGGCAAAAUACCGUAUCGAUGGACGGCGCCUGAGAUAUUUGCUGGAGAAGCUUACACAAGCCGUUCUGACGUUUGGUCGCUUGGCAUCUGUCUAGUCGAAAUCUGGAGUAAAGCUAGUAAUCCAUAUCCUACACUGGCGCAUGCAGCAGAUGUGGUAGCAAAAGUACGAGCUGGCUAUGUACAUGAAAAGCCGAAGCAAUGUUCAGAUAAAUAUUAUAGUAUCAUCAAAACUUGUCUCGUGUUAGACCCAGACAAGCGUCCAACGUUUAAAUCACUAUCGGAGUACUUCAAAAUUUUACUUAUCGACAAAGAUGCAAAAACUAUCACACUAGAUAUCAAACGAAGCAAAAGUGGCAAUGAAUACUUCAGACGCAACGGUAAUGUCGCAUCGCCUUACAAAAUGAAAGAAACAAAUCCGACUAAGACCAAUUCGAUAGAAGAGGAUGAUCCGCAUCCAUACAUUUAUGCGUCUACAACUGCACCUAAUCCGUCGAAAAUGUCAAAGAACAGUACCUCGACACCAAAAGUAACCCCUGUUGAGAAUGCUUCUAAAACAGUCUCCGCAAUAGGACCUUCGAAAGUCGAUGUACCAUUAUCGAACAAUUCUGCUAAAUCUUCCACUUUAUCGGCACCGAAAUCAGCGAUGCAAGAUUCAAAAAGUUCAGACCAAAAUCUCACCGAUAUCAACGAUCGGGAUGCAGAUGGCCCGACCCAGUUUUGA
Adineta ricciae is the source of this 2046-nucleotide messenger RNA. NCBI's taxonomy places the organism in Eukaryota, Metazoa, Rotifera, Eurotatoria, Adinetida, Adinetidae. The record is from the annotation of a GenBank genome assembly.